UCUUAAGGCUCCUCAGAUCUAAAACGCAACCUUUCAGACCAAAACCUCAUCCCCAAAGAGAGAAGGCAGUGAGAUAGAAAACGAGUCUCUUCUCUUCCUUUAUAAAUCCCAUUUUACAAAUUACAAAAUCUCCCUUUCCCUCUCUAAUUCUCUCUUCUUCUUUGUAUAUAUAUAUAUAAAGCCUUCUCCUUUUCAAAUCAUUUGAGGGUUACGGAACCCUAGAUUCGAGACUUGAGAUCUGCAAACUAACGAAAGGGAUGGCUGAACAAGGAAUGGAGGGGAGUCAACCAGUUGACCUUAUGAAGCAUCCUUCAGGGAUUAUUCCAACUCUUCAAAACAUUGUCUCGACAGUGAACUUGGACUGCAAGCUUGAUCUCAAAUCCAUAGCUUUGCAGGCUCGCAACGCUGAAUAUAACCCCAAGCGUUUUGCUGCAGUAAUCAUGAGGAUAAGAGAGCCAAAGACUACAGCGUUGAUCUUUGCUUCUGGGAAAAUGGUGUGUACCGGAGCUAAGAGUGAACAUUUUUCAAAGCUGGCUGCGAGAAAGUACGCUCGGAUUGUUCAAAAGCUUGGCUUUCCUGCAAAGUUCAAGGAUUUCAAGAUUCAGAACAUUGUAGGGUCUUGUGAUGUCAAAUUCCCCAUUAGGCUUGAAGGUCUUGCAUACUCUCACAGUGCUUUCUCAAGUUACGAGCCUGAGCUGUUCCCAGGACUGAUAUAUAGGAUGAAACAACCAAAGAUUGUGCUACUGAUUUUCGUGUCAGGGAAGAUUGUUAUAACUGGAGCCAAGAUGAGAGAAGAGACUUACACGGCCUUUGAGAAUAUCUACCCAGUUCUUACAGAGUUUAGGAAAAUCCAGCAAUGAUAGUAUAGCCUAUACAUCAAAAAUCAAAGAAAACAUGUUUGGAUUGCCAUGAACUAGAGAUCCCAGUGGUGGCAAGCGCUUGGUGAGGUUAAUUUCCUUCAACAAAGGACUUGGUUUGAUUCAGAUUGAAAACCAGAAUUUGUAUAUACAGAAUGGAGAUUCCAAUUCUGUUUUUUUGGUUCUGAGUUUCUUCCAAGUAUCAUGUUUCCUGUAAUGUUUGUUUUAUUAGUGAACCGUACCCAAAUUGUUAAAGAGUAACUUAGAACUUCUCUGCUAACCCUGUGUAAUAAGACACCAAGACUCUGUAAUAAACUCCUUUAAGCAGAUUUGCAGUUUUA
This is a messenger RNA of Brassica rapa (field mustard), 1198 nucleotides long. Its product is annotated as TATA-box-binding protein 2. Gene Ontology annotation, biological process: DNA-templated transcription initiation. The record is from RefSeq and is a predicted model, not a curated record. Gene Ontology annotation, molecular function: DNA binding. Lineage: Eukaryota; Viridiplantae; Streptophyta; Magnoliopsida; Brassicales; Brassicaceae.